Messenger RNA from Drosophila rhopaloa, 1473 nucleotides. Its product is annotated as putative fatty acyl-CoA reductase CG5065. Gene Ontology annotation, cellular component: peroxisome. Lineage: Eukaryota; Metazoa; Arthropoda; Insecta; Diptera; Drosophilidae. Gene Ontology annotation, biological process: long-chain fatty-acyl-CoA metabolic process. The transcript has 8 exons. Bases 1 to 1473 code for a protein of 490 amino acids. The record is from RefSeq and is a predicted model, not a curated record. Gene Ontology annotation, molecular function: alcohol-forming very long-chain fatty acyl-CoA reductase (NADP+) activity.
AUGGACAACGCUGGAAUGGAAAUGGUGGAGCCGCAGACCGAUAUUUACCAAGAUGCUGUGGUCUUCAUAACGGGUGCCACCGGCUUUGUGGGCAAAACGCUGCUGGAGAAGCUGCUCUGGAGUUUUCCACAGAUCAAACGCAUCUAUAUGCUGAUCCGAUCAAAGGGCGGGGUCACGGUGGAGGAACGUUUCCGGGUAUUCCUCCAGAAUCCCAUCUUUGAGCGCCUGAGGGCAAUGCAUCCGGAGAGACUGAAGAAGAUCUUUCACUUCUCCGGCAACAUUGAGGACGACAACUUUGGUUUAAAUGAGUCCGACAGAGUCGUCUUGUGUGCCGAGGUGAACAUUAUUUUUCACAGUGCAGCAACGGUGCGCUUCAAUGAGUGCCUAAAAGUGUCGGCUCGUGUCAAUUCGCAGGCCACCUACAAUCUUCUCGAGCUCUGCAGGAGUAUGCCUCAAUUAAAGAGCUUUCUGUAUGUCUCCACGGCUUACUGCAAUCCUGGUCGCAAGUAUGUGGAUGAGCAGGUGUAUCCCACAAUGCCGCCAGUGGAUUGGCGUCAGUUUCUUACCGCCACUCAGAAAAUACCCGACGACUAUCUGAAUCGCCUGGCUGACUACAUAAAGGGUCCGCAUGUCAACACCUACACAUUUACCAAGUCAAUUGCCGAGCAGAUCGUCAAUGCAUAUAGACAUGUGAUUCCCAUUGUGAUCGUGAGACCUUCAAUAGUCACUGCUGCGUAUAGGGAACCCUAUCCCGGUUGGAUUGACAACAUUCAGGCCAUCAGCGGGAUAAUGAUGGAGAUUGGAAAGGGGGGAAUUAGCAGCAUUUUGGGGGACAAGGACCUAAUAUGUGACAUCAUCCCAGUGGACUUUGUGGUCAAUGCCAUGAUCAUGAUGGUCAGCAGGGCAAAACUGGGCAGCUUGAGCAUUUGUAACGCCACCUCGGGAGUGACCAAUCCUAUCACCUGGCAACAUCUCGGGGAGCUCACCAUGAAGUGGUCAAGAAUUUUCCCCACACGGCGAAUGAUUAUGUUUCCGAAUUUCAAGUACAGGCGUAGUGCCUUUAAGCAUGAAUUGGCCGUGUGGCUUCUGCAUUUUGUGCCCGCCUUGCUAAUGGAUCUACAAACCCUUUUAUUGGCCCAAAAGAAGCGACUGGUCACCCCCAUUGCCAAGAAGUUCCGGCAGGCAUGUCUGGCCGGUAGCUUUUUUUCGCUGAACGAAUGGAUCUUCAAGAACAAGAGUCGCUUCUAUUUUAAGGAAAUGAUUGAUAAUGGCACAUUUCCCACACUCUAUUGGAAUCUGGAUGAGCUGGACUACGAUGAUUAUGUGCGCCGUCACAUGAUUGGAAUUAAUAAAUACCUGCAUCGCGAAAACUUCACCGUUGAGUCGAAUAAGUUUAUGGUUACCAGGAUUUACUGGUUCUGGAUUUUCCUGCAUUUGUUUUUCAGCAUGAUGCUUUUGUAUAUCAUGUUUUAG